Molecule: messenger RNA, 5400 nt
Organism: Bombina bombina (fire-bellied toad)
Lineage: Eukaryota; Metazoa; Chordata; Amphibia; Anura; Bombinatoridae
Product: chromatin remodeling regulator CECR2
Exons: 19
Coding region: 1-3816 (1271 amino acids)
Biological process (GO): chromatin remodeling
Cellular component (GO): CERF complex
Molecular function (GO): protein binding
Source: RefSeq, a predicted model, not a curated record
AUGAAGGAGUUGGAGGAAGCUCUUCAUAGAGAUGAUGUGGAAUUUCUCAAUGAGCUGUUGGCUUCUCUGCUGCAGGGCUGUUAUCAGCGCAGUGACAUAACAUUUAAGAUAUUCUCACCUAAAUUAGCUAAAUCUAUGGCCAACCUAGUAAAAAGCAAGAAAAGAAAUAAUUUUAUUGGAGCCAUUAAGGUUAAAGACCAGAGAUAUAUCUCUCCGAAAGAAAUUUUAUCACAGUUUCAUAACUACUUUCAAACAAUAUAUGCGCCUGAUAAAAUUGACCUUGAAGCAAAAAAGAAUUUUUGGAAAAAGAUUAUUACUCCAAGGAUUAGUGCAGAUCAGCUUGAAGUACUGAAUAAAGAGAUAAUGGAGGAGGAAAUUGCCUUGGCAAUAAAGAAAGCUGCCAAUGGCAAAGCUCCAGGCCCAGAUCUAAUUCCAGGUCUCGAUGGAGACAGUCUGCGAGUUGAGCCUCUUGGGGAAGAUUCCAUGGGAAACCUCUACUGGUAUUUUUAUGGGACUCGACUUUACAAAGAGGAACCAUCUUGGGAGAAGAGGCAACGAGCACUGGAAGAAGCAGCUACUAUCCCAGACAAGCCUGUGAGGAAGAGAGGACGCCCACCAAAGAAGAAACUUCUGGAAGAAACCGUGGUCAGUUCCACAACAGAAAUAAAGCAGCAACCUCAGGAAGAACCCACAAGCAAUAACGCCCACUCGCCUGGUGAGGGUUCCUGGACCCUACUUUGUCAGACGGAACAGGAAUGGAGGGAGGUAACCGAAAGCUUCCGGGAGAAGGUGUCUCACAAAGAACGUCACCUCUACAAACUUCUGAGUGAAGAGUUCCUGCCAGAGAUUUGCAACAUGAUCACUCAGAAGGAGACAAGGAUACAGAAGGAACAGGCCGAGUUUGCUUCUAAGAGAUUUUCUGACCGUUCAAGCUUCAAAAAGAUUAGACAAGAGGAACAGGAGGAUACAAGAAGCCCUGAGGAGGAAGGAGAGAGGCAGCUGCUUGCUGUGCACAGGAAGGAUCAGGAGCUUGUGAAGAAGGAAGAGAGGAGGCGAGCCAUGGCAGAGAAGGUGAAAUCCGUAGAAGAACGUGCACGAAGAAGGAAACUCAGAGAAGAACGUGCCUGGCUUUUGUCCCAAGGCAAAGAACUACCCCCUGAGUUGACCAACCUGGAACCUGGUUCCCCUGUGAGGAUGGAGUUCAGAUCCCAAGAUCUGUUCAGUUUUGAGCUAGAUGACCAGUAUACCAGCAUGUACAAAGUAUUGGAUGCUGUAAAAGCUCACAAGGAUUCUUGGCCUUUCCUUGAACCGGUUGAUGAGUCCUAUGCCCCAAAUUAUUACAACAUCAUAACGUCCCCUAUGGAUAUCUCUAGUAUGGAGAAGAGACUGAACUCUGGGUACUACCUCACCAAGGAACAGUUUGUACGAGACAUGAAGGCAAUAUUCAGGAACUGCACCAAAUACAAUGGACAGGACAGUGAGUACACGUUAAUGGCAGAGAAUGUGGAGCGAUGCUUCAAUAAGGCACUACUCAAACACCUGCCUGAUGACGAGGCAGAUUCAGACUGGGAUAGCUGGAUUCUAGAUGAUGAAAAAGAAAAGCCCCAGAAACGACGGAGCUACUCAAGACGUUCCAAAACUGGGGGCUGGAGAAAAAGCAAAGAGGAAGAGGAAAACCAUAGGCAGACUCCUGAUAUGGGCAAACCACGCAGGUCAUCUCCUAAGAAGGGUGAUAAUGAGGACAGGAGACCCCCCAUGAUGACGGCUGACAUGUCACCACUUUAUUCUCAUCCAUUGCAGUAUGGUGGCAUGCCAAGGCAAUUUCUGCACCCGAUAGACAAGCCAAGAGCCCCUUCAAUGCAUGCUCCAUUAAGGGGCACUAACCCCAGCCUUGCUUAUGGAAUGCUGAGGUUUCCAGAACCACAUGUUGGUGAUCCCAAUCAACAAACCCACAACUACAGAAUGCAGCCCAGUCCUGGUACUCCAGAACUAUGUGAUCGGGAAACCUCAAAAAAACAGCCUAUGGAUUUCCGACAGUUCCGUGGACCACAUGAAGCCCCUACAUCCCCGAGGCUUGCUACUCCCUUACAAGAAGGCAUGCCACAUCCACAAGCACCAUUUAAUGCACAUUACAUGCCACCACCAAGACCCCACUUCACAGGUGGUAAUGUACCUCAUCUAGGACCUGUGUAUCCUCCUUAUAGACAUGGUCCUCCACCUCCUGUUUGGAAUGGAAAUGGACCUCCAAGUAGACCACCAAGGCCUGGGUUUCCCCACUACCCACAAUCUUCAGACUCUCCUAUGGUGAGAACACCAGGUACAAACUACAGUGUGAGAAAUACUUUUGGCUCUACAGGAAGUUCCAUGAUGGAAAGUCCUGAGAUGGUAGCCAUGCAGAGACUUUCUUCACUUGCCUGUCCACAAGGUGUUUCUACCUACACCUCACAGCAAGCACCCACCCCGUGUCCUCCCUCUGGGAAUCUCUCCAACACUUCAAAUGGGCUUGACACAUACCAUCCUGCCAGGAAGAGGACAAGCACAGCAGCACAAGGAGAGAAAGCUCUGUCACCAUCUCCAGCGGUAUCCAAAGCAGAAGCAGCUACCCCUUUCUUGCCCUUACCUCAGCAGAUGCAAGCUAACGGUGGCCAUAGCCAAGUUUGUUCCCCUCAACAUCCAGAACAUGCAGAACCUGGUUCCAUCCAGGAUGGGGAGAAGCCAUGGGCCGCAGGUGCAGGGAACAGCACUGGCAGUAACCCUCCAUCAAAUAACAGCCCUCAUAAUGGACUAGAUGGUACUAAUGUGUCAGAGGAGUCAGUAGAUAAGAAAUUAAAAGAUUCUGAAGAUUCUAAUUCUAAAGCAGACCCCCAGCCUCUCACUCGGCAGGAUGUGAUCUGCCCCCAGAGAGACUUAGUUGGACCAGACUCCAGAGUUAAUUUUGCCCCCAUGUUUCCUCCCAGUGGUAAUAGACCAGGUUAUGCUCCAGGGCAUAAUCAAGGUGUGGGGGGACCUCCUGGGCAACCUCAAUCUCCAUUCCCCCAUCCAAGAUUUGGAAAUGGACAUCCUCAAGCUCAUGUUGGCUCAUAUCCUAAUUAUCACAAUCAGAGGCCACCGUACCCUUACCAGCACCCACAGCAAGCACAAUCACCCUUUCAGUCAUUCCAGCGACAACACUACUACUCUCAGGAGUAUCCAUCUUGGCAGAACAAUAUGCACCAAUCUCCCCAAAACAGAGGCAAUUAUACACACCCUGUGGGUGAACAUGGAUUCCAAGGAGGAGGAGAUUUGCGCAGCAUGCUGAUGUCUCCUCUGCAGUUGGAGGGGGAACCAAAAGCGGUGCCAUCUGAGAACAAGGCAGAGGAAACUGAGGAGGGUGUAGGAGAAGGUACAGAUAGACCAGAAAGCCCUAAACAGUUCCUGGAUUUGGACAGUCACAAGAGACAGAGUGGGAACUUUUCAUAUGGAGGACCACCUGUAUGGGAUAGGGCAGGUCCCCGCCCACCCUCUGGGAUGGUUUCACAGCCUCCAUUCCAACCUCAACACCACUACCAUCCUCAAGGAUAUCCACAGCAACCUUUUCUUCCUUCACGCCAUCCUCCUCCAGUACAUGCCAAUGGUUACCAGCAUAUGAACCACAGCAGAGGCCAUUUCCAGGCUGUGAUGAUGGAGCAAAGUGGUGGCAUGCACUCAUUCCAGGAUAUUUACCGACCUCCAGGAAUGCACUUUCAGAGGCAGUCACCAAGUUUCCCCAAAGUACGGGCUCUUUCCCAAGGGGAAGUGAUGCAGACAUCCCCUACAGUGCCACUUGACCAGGUGUAACUUAUGAAUAAGGUCAUGAAUGUACCCAGUUCCUAGGGAAGGAGACCUAAGAGCCCUCUGCCUUAAACGGGCCUGUGCCUUUAGGGAUUUCUUUCUUCCACCCUAGAGAAAAGGACUAUAGGAUUCUCACAGCUGUCUGUUCCACCUCUUCAAAGCCAAGAAGUGCCCUGUGACACCUUAUACUGUAAUGCCUCUUGUACGGCUCAUCAUGCUUUUCUCAUUCGGAUAUAUAGGACAGACUUUCUCAGGAAAAUACGAGCACUAGCUCCUCUGUUUACAACUAGUUUUUGCUGCCUUUGCAUCUUUUUUUUUUUUCUUUUUUUUCCCAUUUUUAUAUUGAUAUUUCCUUUUCAUGUUUUCAUGGAAUGUACAUAACGUUCUCUAGGCCCUUCCUACUUGUUUACGUUAAGGAUUCCAAACUGAACACAAAAGUAUAUAUGGCUAAAAAGGUUCCAUGGUGUUUACGUCUACCAACCAUUUAUUGCACGGCCAUCUUGUGAAAACCAAGUGCCCCAGUCUAGGCAGUUGGACUAAUAAGUGCACAGAUUUAAUUCAGUGGUUAGAACAGAUAUUAAAAAGAUGAAUACAUUUGGAAGCCAGAAAAUGCUAGCACAUUUAAUGUUUGAUGCCUCUACAACAAAGGAAUUUUUAAAAAAAAGUAUAUUUUAUGUUAAAGAAUGACAGUGGAGUUAUUAAUUUAAAAAAAAUAGAUUUUUUUUUUUAUUGGAAUUUAUGCACCUUGCAGGAAGAGUUGGGGGACUUCUCCCCAUUUGGCAACUAUAUCCAUGUAUCCUAUCCCUAUUUACUUGUGCCAUUACUAAGUGGGUUUGAUUUGGUUUAAAAUAUUCAGGGGGAAAUGUUUUUUGGCUUCCAAUCUUUACAGAUGUUUAUGCUAUCCCAUGAAUGAUUACAGUAUUCAUGAUAUAUAUUUUUUAUUUUUUUUAACAUUGUGACUGCAUGAUAGUUUUUCCUGUGCACUGCUCUGGUCUUUCUGAAAUGGUAAAUAAACUGUCAGGGGCCCACAAGUCCAGUUGCAAAAGACAAAUUAAUGAUAUUCCAUUUAUUGGUUAAACUUGUAGAUCAGUUACGGACUCACUUUUUCAAAAUUGAUUGUACUGCUGGGGAAUGUUCUUUGAUAACUGAAGGUGGGGAGUCAUUUGCCCUAAAAGUUCUGCCAUCAGAUUUUUAAGACACUGGAAUUUAAUGAUAUUUCUAGGACCUUUAAAUAUGGAUUAUUUUGUUCUUGGCUUGAUUAAUUCCACAUGCUCCCUGAAAAUGUGAAUUAUAUUUAUUUUGUUUUAAUAUAAAUGUGUAUAUAUUGGUUCUGUGUGUGUUUUUUUUUUUUUUUUUAUAUAUAUAAAAUAUAUAUUUAAUUUUUUUUUAGUUGCUCCACACAACCUCCAAGUUACCUCAGCAGUUAACUUCAUGUGCUCUAAACAGUUUGUUUUGUUGUGUUUUUUUUUUUUUUUAAAUAAAUCUGUAUAUACAUAUAUAUAUGAAGAUGAAAUGUGUGAGAAAUAUUUUCCAGAUGAAGUGGAAUAUUUUGUAUAAAAUGCAUUUCUAGAAUAAAUGAUUUAGCUUAUA